Dentiscutata heterogama is the source of this 474-nucleotide messenger RNA. The record is from the annotation of a GenBank genome assembly. Lineage: Eukaryota; Fungi; Glomeromycota; Glomeromycetes; Diversisporales; Gigasporaceae.
AUGUCUUUCGAUAAUGGGAUCAAUUUCAAAUAUCCCUUACAGCGUCGCGAUUACGAUUUUCAAGAUCUUGAAUUUAGUAUCAUCGUAACUCCAACUAAAAUUGACCCCGAUAUCAAAGAUGAUGAUCCAGCUGAAAACCCUGGAGCAUUUCGAGCAACUAUAUCUUUUACAAAAGGUGAACCUCGCGAAGACUGUAAAAUUCCAGAAGGAAUUGGAUGUAUCGACGUUACAGACACGGAAAAAAGUUUAGAUAUCGAGCCUAUUAUGGGUUCUUACUUUAGUAUAAAACUCUCUCGCAACUACGAUAUAAUUCAUAAUGAACUGAAAAUCUUAUCGCUGAGAAAAGAGUUGGGCCGUUGGCGAGUUAGUAACUAUCAAAAAACUGAAAGUAGAAAGCUAUUUGAAAAAAAUAGAAAAUUUCUUAAAGCAACCGAAGUUAGUAUUAAUCACAGAUUAUUACAAAUGAAUGCGUGA